AUGCCCAAGAAACAAUUUUUGAGAGAUACCAAGAAAAAAUCCAAGCAUGCACCACAGAUCCCAGCAACUGCUGAUGAAUAUCUUGCCGCUGGGGUGGAUUUCGAAGAAGCAGGUGAGAAGUGGAGAGGUGGUGAUGCUGUAAAGUCAACGAGGUUCUUCGUCAGAGCAAUCGACAAUUAUGAAGAAGCAUUAAAAAACUUCCCAAAUUCCUUCGAUCUUGCUUACAACAGAGCCCGAGUCUUGUAUGAGCUCACACAGUAUCCAAAGCUUAGAGCACAAUUACCUGGAACUCUCUUGGACCUUCUAUCAGCUGCUCUAGAAGCCAGUCGAUUUGCAUUGAGUUUGAAGCAGGAUAAUGCGGAUAUCCUGUUCAACACCGCCCAGGUUCUUACCAGUAUUGCGGAAGUAACAUCAGAAACGAGAAAUGUCGGUAAUGACAACAACCUGGCUUUACUGGAGGAAGCUAUUGAGCUCUUUCAAAGAUGUUUGGCGUUGCAGGAGUACCAAUACACCGAAUCACAAACCCAAGCUGAAUCUGUACCCACAUCAGAUGAUGAUCCAGACAUGGAAGAAGGUGGAGUUUCACUAUCUGAUUCUAAUUCUCAGCCCCCACAAGAUGAUCGAUGGGCGAGUAUUGUUGAGCCAGUAACUCUUGAAACUUUACUAGACACAGUAGUAGCUCAACUUCAAACACUCGCAAUACUGUGUGGACUGGUGAACGUCGAUGCUGGUCGAGGUCUAGCAUGGAUUGAAGAGUAUUCAAUGACAUUGCUCGGUCAAAAAUUACAAACCUACCUCGAAGGCACUGUUGACCGACAGCAAGAAGCUGGUCUUGCAAAGUCUAACUUUAUUGCCGCUCUCGCCGAUGCCAAUUUCAGAUUCCAACGAAUUGAUAUUGGUACAUACGAACGAACCUUAAACGAUGCUUAUGCAUCGUUGAGCCUCGACGACCAUCCCGAGGGACUUUGUGAUAAAGCUGAAGCAUUCAUCUCAUAUAAUUCUUCUCUUCGUCUUAAUCAUGAAGCAGCUCAGUCACCCGAAGUAUCAGCAUCACGAUGGAAGGUAUUGACGGCAGCACUCGACAAUCUGACGAAAGCUUCAAAACUUCCUUCGGCCGAAAAUCUACCAAAGAUUCAUAUUUUACGGGGUGAUGUUGACCUUCUGAGAUUUCAGUUAGGCCAGCCACCUAGUAACUACGAGGUUUCUUUCAAGAAUGGGGCAGUUUUAACCAAAAAUGCCGAAAAAUUCUAUCGUGGCGCUGGAAAUUUUGCGAAAGUUGAGGGGUUGAGGAAGGAGUUAGAGGAAGCUGAAGUUAAGGAGGCUCUAGCUAUGAGUUUGUAUGGCGAGCAAGAUAAGUUAUUGAGAUGUGUUAAGUUGCAACCUGAGGUAGUAAGGAAUGUUCUGGAGGAUGCUAUUGAUGAUGGCUUGGUCUCGUAUGAGUCUUUAUCCGCCAUGGGGAUUGCAUAG
This is a messenger RNA of Botrytis fragariae, 1467 nucleotides long. RefSeq lists its product as uncharacterized. The transcript is spliced from 6 exons. The record is from RefSeq and is a predicted model, not a curated record. Gene Ontology annotation, molecular function: protein binding. NCBI's taxonomy places the organism in Eukaryota, Fungi, Ascomycota, Leotiomycetes, Helotiales, Sclerotiniaceae. Bases 1 to 1467 code for a protein of 488 amino acids.